This is a messenger RNA of Diprion similis, 4238 nucleotides long. It is a transcript of the gene frtz, whose product is annotated as WD repeat-containing and planar cell polarity effector protein fritz. The transcript is spliced from 15 exons. Gene Ontology annotation, biological process: establishment of protein localization; nervous system development; cilium organization. Gene Ontology annotation, cellular component: axonemal basal plate. NCBI's taxonomy places the organism in Eukaryota, Metazoa, Arthropoda, Insecta, Hymenoptera, Diprionidae. The record is from RefSeq and is a predicted model, not a curated record. Bases 159 to 3890 code for a protein of 1243 amino acids. Gene Ontology annotation, molecular function: protein binding.
ACGUACAAAAUUCCAAGCUUUAAAUAUCGAGGUAUGGAAGUUCUGAUUUUGACAAAAGCUGGUUUAGUAAAGCAUAACCUCUAAAAAUUGUGACAACUUGUUUACACGGUGAUGUGAACAUUCUAUCUUCAACUUGUACGAUCAAAUUACUCUUCGUCAUGACUAUUUUGUUAGGUGAAACUAACUUUUGGACAUUCGAAGAUGUCGUUAACAUCAAGGAUACUGACCUUGGUGCAUUUCGAUAUCAUGAUAAACGUACAGAAAAUUUGUACGCCGAAGGCAAAAGAUCCUAUGGCAAGAAACGUGGAAUGGUCUGCGUACCGCAAAAUAAGAAAGCAAAUAAGCUAAAGGAUUCGAUCAAGUAUCUAGAGGAACAAUUGAAAGACCAUUCUGUGGUAUAUUGCCAGUGGUGUGACCAUUGUGUGGUACAAUUACUCUUGAGCUCUGGAUUAUUGAUUCAUAUACAGAUAAAUCUUUCAACAGGAGAUAUCCAAAAAAUGAUAUUCGAUAAGUACCUUGUUGGAAAAGUCUUGGAUCACAUGUCAGAUGUGAUAAUUACAAAAAGUCAUCUGAUGUGCACGUACAAUGACAAUCAAGUGACUUUGGUACACUUUACAAAGCCCAAAAGGCACAUGUUUGAGAAAAUGAGUAGACUAGAUCCUAAGUUGUUAUUGUUUGAUCUGUCUGGCCCAAGUGGCCGCAGAUUAGAUAAAAAAAUUCAAUUUAAUAAGACUGGAGAUUUGAUUGUAGUAUGGUGGAAAUCAACCAUAAAUGAAGUGUUUCCCUGGAGUCCUGUAGUAAAAGAACAUGAUCGAGCCAAUGUUCACCUUUAUCGUCUUAUAGGAAUAAAGAUAGAGCUUUUAUGCUUUCUGCGAACAGAAUUUGAUCCGCUAUGUGUAACAUUUAGUACACAUCAUGAAAAUAUGAUACAUUCUGUAGAACAGAAAGUGUCUAGAAAGGGUGAAGUAACUAUUGAGUGGAGAAUCUACGAAGUAUCGCAGCAGGGUAAAUUGCAGAGAAUAGCCGUAACCUCUGUUCCUUUGCCAACGCAUACCAGUUGUAUCAAAUUUUCACCCAAUCAUGACAUGUUGUUGUUGUGUUGUAUCGAUGGCUCUGUGACAUUACAUGAUCAAGCUCGGGGGACGAAUAAUAGUGUGAAAGCUGCUUUUAUACCGACUUUGGCGUCGUGGCACACUGACGGAAUGGCAUUUACCAUUAGCAAUGAGCGGGGUCAAUUUCAACAUUAUGAUAUAUCGUUAACAUGUUUACGGAGCCGAAUACUGAAUGAGGAUACAACACCAUCUAAUAUUUUGGAUCUUUCGUCAUAUUUUAGUAGAAAUCAACCAGCCUUAUUGCGAAUGGAAUGGAGCAAAGGAAUAACUUCUCACAAUUGUCCAGAAUCGUAUGGCAAUGGGGAUUCCCUGUUCUUACUACUGUUUGAAAGAGGGCCAUUGGGAAUAAUCAAAUUCAUAGAAGGAAGUAGUUUGUCUGGUGAUGUACUAGUUCGAAGGCACUUGAAUUUAUCCCAGGUCGAACGUGCCAUAUCACUACUUUUGGCUAUGAAUUGGGACAUUUAUCCAGAAGUGUGCAUGCAUUCUCUGAAUCAAAUAUUGAAUUACCUCUUCAAAUCAUCGCUCACGCCAGAAAGAGAAGGGCUCAUACAAACUGCUCUGGGCAGCUUUCAUGUACCAAUUACGCCGAUAAGCCAAACAGUUCAAGAAGAGUAUGGAGAAGAAGUAAGAGAUUUGACAAGGAGAUUUUUUCAUCAUUUGUUGAGGCAUCGUCUGUUCGAGAAAGCUUUCAGACUUGCCAUAGAUUUGAAUGAUCAUGAUCUCUUUAUGGAUAUACAUUUUUAUGCCCUGAUAACAAACGAUACAGAGAUGGCAACUGCAGCGAAAGGAAAAGCUGAAACUAUCCUCGUUCGAUCAAAUAGUUGUAGUAGCACACAUUCGACAUGCUCUCGGCGAUCCUGUUCGCUGUGUUCGAGUUCGGAAAGUCAAGCAGAAAGCGAAUCUUACAGCGAAGAAAGUGGAAGCGAAGAUUCACCGAGGAGGAAACAACUCAGUUCAACUGUUCUCCUGAAACGAAAUAAUGUCAAAAGUGUUGACAGUAAUGUCCCACCUUUACCUGUCUUACAUCCCCAUCACUAUAAUAGAAAGAGUCUAAUGUCAACUUCAUUCAAUGCGGUUGAAAGCCCUACCAUAAACUCUUUGAACAGUGAUAAAAAUUUAAUGUCAACUGCAUUCAAUGUUCCCAGUGUCAAUCAUCUGACUUUAGAGCCUUUCAAUAAUUCCUCAACUAGUAUCAGUCGUAACAAUGAUCCGCUAACAUCUCCUUAUAACAAUCCCAAUUUAUGUUCAACAUCUCCUAACAGUUCCGUUAAAACUUUGCCGUCAUUUAAUGAUGUGAUAGGUGACUUAAUGUCAACGUCUUUCAGUAACAAUUCUAUAUCACCAAUUUUCAAUCACUCCAGCAAUACCAUAAACGAUAAAUCAUUCGAUGACAAAUCAAAUACCAUAUCUUCACCACCGUUUAAUAAUGUUUCAAGCAAUGCAAAAAUUUCAACUAUAUUGCAAGAUACAAAAAACUUGACGACGACUUUAUUUAAUAAUCCUACUUAUGACUCAGAAUUAUUCGAUAAUACUUCCAAUAAAUCAUCUUCAUUUAGUAAUAUAGAAUCCCCUCGUAUCUCAACACCAUUUAGCAAUCUGACUAGUAAUUCUAUGAGUAAAUCGUAUGGUGAUCUGUAUAACGGAUUCAAUUCCACAAGUAAAUAUAAUGUAAAUACACCACCAAUGUUAUAUGGUAUGAAACCACCGGCAUUCAAUGCUCCUCAGUCAAGUACAUUGGUAUCAAUGCUAUUCAAUGAUUCAAUCGGUACUGAUAAAUUGUCAACUACACCAUAUUUUGAUCCAAACGGUAGCCUUAUGUCAACAUCAUUUAGUAACUUUGACAAAGAAUUAAUAUCAGAUUUUGGUAAUACUGGUAAGGACACUUUUGCACCAACUUCAAUUAAUCCUGUAGAUAAUCCAAUUCACAAUCAUUCUCCGAUGAAGUCAACGAAAAAACAUUGUCCAAUCUCAGUACCACCUCCGCCUUCAAUAAGGAAUUCCUAUAAUUAUGUACACAGCUUGCCAAACAGAAGUUACCAAUUGUCGCAUAGUACGUUGGGAUUAACUAAUGUAGACGAACCAGUCCAACGAUUCCAAUCCAGGUUACCUAAUUCGACUGCAAAGGUUUUACAAAGGCAAAAUUCUGUAUCUACAAUUCUACAAAAUCAUCAUAAAAGAAAUAACAAGUUUCAAUCAACUAGAACUUAUAGAGUCAAUUACGACCUUGAUUUUGUUCCUUUCUAUGGUAGCUGUGACAAUUUAGAUUCUCAUACUCCCAUAAAUCAUCUAAGAUCGAAUUCACAACUCCAAAUGAAAUUAGGAGAAAGUACGCAUUUGAAACACAGUUUUUUGCAAAAUUGUGCCAACUUGAACACAAGCAAAGAGCAGAAAUUUUCUUCUAAUAUAUCACCACAACCUAUAAUCAAUUCUCCAUUCUCUAAAUCCAAGUCCAACACCCAAAUCCCUCCUGCCGUUGAAACUUUAACGUCAAGCGAAAAGCCGAAAGUUAAAUUUUCCGACACUGUGACACACAUUUUGGUACCUGGAUCGGGGCAACCGUAUAGACCUGUACAGAAGCGGUCGGUAACUCAGUUGCAUCCAAUGGAUCCUAAGCGAGAGUUAGCUGAAAGUCUUCCACUAUGUCUUGGAAAUGAAGAUUAUCUGAAAGAUUUUCAACCAUUGUCAAAAGACUGUGAAAGUGAAAGUACGAAGGAACCACAUAGCAAACAACCAGACGAAUCAGCAAAAAUUAAGAUUGUUCAUUUUGGACUUUUGUGAAAUUUGAUACGAUUGAAUACUUACACAUAUUCAUUCGUAAUAUUGUAAAAAAAAAGAACUUUUUAAAUUUGAUACAAAAACUUUGAGACUUAAUCAUGAUUAAAAUAGCGCAUUAGAAUGGUUCAUUAUCACAUAUUAGUGUACGUAUAACAUGGUUUGAUUUUACGUAUUAAUACACUUAUCAUGAAUUCAUAUUUAAAAAUAGUAUUACCUAUAUAAGUAAGGAAUUAAAUGUAAUUGUAUAACUGUAACAACCACUAACUGCCAGUGAAUCUGUAUUAUUACGUUAUUGGUAUGUGUCCAUAUUUUAUAUUUUUAUUGAUCGCAAAUAAACAUAUUUUUAGUAGA